GCCCACCCCUCCAGGUUGUCAUAGUGAUGCCGUAUCCACUGAGACUCCGGAUCCUAACAGCUGGAAGCUAAAAACAGGCGCCAUGGAGUACACAGGGAGCAAAUAUAUCGGGGAAUAUGUAGAUGGGAGACUGUGAGCCCCCGAGGACAGGGACUGCAUCUGCCUUGAUCACUGUUGAAUCUGUGUUGUAUUCAGCAAGUUGGACCAUCAGCAUAGUCCCUGACAAAAUGAUGGAGGGCAAAGCCAAGUACAUCCUCCCUACCGAAACAAUAUAUGUUGGGGAAAUGAAGGAUGGCAUGUUUCACGGCGAAGGAACCCUGUACUUCCCCAGUGGAAGCCAAUACGACGCCAUUUGGGAAAACGGAUUGGCCAUAAAGGGCACAUAUACCUUCGCAGAUGGGCUGCACUAUGAUGAGAAGAACUGGCAUUACUGCGACGGCUAUGAUCGGAGGUUUUACACAGAGAUCCUCAAUGGCUUGAAGCCUGCAGGUAUGGCUCAACUCACCAAUAUGGACCCACCUAGAAAAAUCCCCAAGGGCUAUUACGAUUGUGGAGACGGCUUCUAUAACCCAGUCACGAGGGUAGUCAAGGACUAUAGGAACCGCUUUCUAAGAAACGCAGAUGAUGAUGAGCAUGAGUGGAUCACCCGUACCUGUCGAAAGGGCUAGGACGAGAUCGUGGGUCACAGGCCCGAGCCGUGAACUCUGUGGCUGCCUCCACCAGAGGUUUCCAUCUGCCCUACUAGCAUUGGCUGCCCUGGGGGACGGGCUGUAGUUCUAGAACCUGAUUUUAACUCAGGAAUAAAGACUUUCUGCGGUCA
Messenger RNA from Gorilla gorilla gorilla (western lowland gorilla), 820 nucleotides. It is a transcript of the gene MORN5, whose product is annotated as MORN repeat containing 5. The transcript is spliced from 6 exons. The record is from RefSeq and is a predicted model, not a curated record. The coding region runs from base 123 to 668 and encodes 181 amino acids. NCBI's taxonomy places the organism in Eukaryota, Metazoa, Chordata, Mammalia, Primates, Hominidae.